AAAAGGUUCCUCUUUUACCAGCAAACUCAGAGCAAAAAUAUCAAAUGUUUUUUUUUUCCUUUCUAGGGUUUAUUAAAAAGUAAAAUUUCUCAUUCAAAAUCUGUUAUUUCAAUCUGUUGACAAUGGAAGGAGAACAGAAUCUUCCAUUUGAAGUUGGUCAGUUAGGAGAAUCAAAAUCUUUUAAAGAUGGUUUUCGCGGAGCAUGGUUCCGAUGCAAGAUUAAAGAUUACAGGAUCAGAGGUGCAGAACCUACUGUUGCGUUAGAGUAUUAUGACUUUCCAGACGAAAAAAUAACGCGGAUGAACUUGUAUCGUCUGAAUCCGGCUGAAAAACAUACUGGGGUAAAGAAGAAACAUUUGAUGCUGCGCCCAGGGUAUCCACAGAUCUAUCUUCGAAGUCAAAUGCCUGAUAUAUCUGACAUAUCAGAAGUUGUCGGAGUAGUCGACCGUCCUUGGAAAGUUGGGGAUAUGGUUGAUUGGUUCAAAGAUGGUUGCUACUGGUCAGCUAGUAUCACUAACAUACAAGAUGAUGAAAUUGUAGAGGUUCAGUUUCCGAGACCUCCGGUGGGUGAAGGAGGAGUUUAUGCAGUUCCUGGCAAAGAAUUACGCCCAUCCCUGGAUUGGACCCCAGAGCUAGGUUGGACUGUGCCCAUCCCCAAGGUAGGUGAGACUUCUGAACCCUGUGUUUGCUUGAUACACCCUACGAGUCCAGGUAUAAUCCGAAACAACAACAUUUGUACAGGAGAGACUUCGCCGUUCAAGUUUAGUCCAUCUUCAGUUUCUUCAUAUGGUUCAGCUAGCUCAUUUCCUCCAGGGUUCUCAUUGGAUUCUUUAGAUAGGGAAAUUCUGAUUAAGCCUUCAGGUGAUUUGCUGAACAAACAGAAGACUGGCACAGCAAACAUGAAGAACGGUGGUUCAGAUAAAACCACAUUAUCCUCUUGUAUUUCAAGUACCCAUAGUGAUACGAAUGAAUCAGUUUCAGUAAGAAAAAUUCGGCCCCCGAGAGAUCGGAAUAAUUCUGGUGGGUCUUCGAAGAAGAUGAAAAAAAAGGAGAGUGAUUCAACACUCUCUGACAUGAUAGAGUCGUCCAUUAUGGAUUUGGAAGUACUUGUUAACAGGGUUAAAUGGCUCAAAGGAGCGUUAGAGCACGGGGCUGAGUUUUCAACUACAAUGAAGCCUUCCUGGAAGUUUCUGGAAUCCCGUUCAUAAGUUGAAGAUUGAUAAACUGCUUCAGACCUGUAAGUUAAGGAGAUUCUACUGGUGAUUGUUCGUAGUUUUUGUGUGCCAACUGCAGCAACCUACUUACAAUUUAGUCACCUGUGGUCAUAUGGUGGGUUCUCUAUAAGCAUUAUAUUUUAAGCUUCAUAAGAUCGACUUGUGCGAGGUGUAGUAGCCUACAGCAAAAACAUAGCCUUUGUAUCUCUAUCAACAGUGACUAGACAGUGUCAGAGCUCUUGUUAAGUCUUAAGAGCCUGUUUUCCUGUGCAUCUAGCUAGCGGGAUGUCAGGAUGAUGGAUGAAGUUUUCGGUGACAGGGUUGAAGUGUAUCAAAGUACCUAAUGAUAGUGAGAAGCCUACGACUCUUUUUCAACAUGUAUCGGUUGAGCUGUACUUUCGUAUACCGAAAUUAUAACUCUUCGAGUCCUUGUUUUUUUGUUUUUGGUUGGUCGUGUGACAAAAUGGUAAACAUUGUCAUCAAGUUUUUUUUUUGAAACAAAUUGUCAUCAAGUCUAUUAUCAAAUUGUUCUUUAACA
Molecule: messenger RNA, 1752 nt
Organism: Papaver somniferum (opium poppy)
Lineage: Eukaryota; Viridiplantae; Streptophyta; Magnoliopsida; Ranunculales; Papaveraceae
Exons: 7
Coding region: 123-1208 (361 amino acids)
Source: RefSeq, a predicted model, not a curated record